AUGAUACUACAUAUUUACUUCCAACAGAUAUAUAUGGAACUUCGUACCGUAUUCAUCAAUCCGAUAUUGGAGACCCCCUUCAGCGAGACAGGCAGCACCUGGAGCAGUGUCAACACCCCAGAUAGUGCCCAGUCUCUUGCAAAUAGACUGGCAGCCAUUACAGUAUCGCAAGCACCCAUAAGUUCCACAGACAGUACUUGGGACGGUGUCAAGACUCCCGACACAGCACAAUCUACCAGCAAUAAGCUGGCUGAGGAUGAACGCUCAGCAGCGGCAUAUAUGAUGUCCACAUUCAGCUGGGAAAAGGUACUUUCCAAGCGUGAAUGGGAUUUUGCUAUAGAAGUUGGACGUGACGGCAAAAGCUGGCUCUUGCGUAGUACACUGGUUCGGAAGGAGAGAAAACUCUUUGACAAGAUUUUUGGCAAGUAUGGCUUGAUGGAUCCUACCAAAUUUCCAGCGGCAUCUUUACUCGAUGACGACAAUGAUGUUUUCGGAAUGUUCCUCACCUGGGCUACGGCUCGUAACAUGAAGCCGUUGAAUAGGUAUAAGCUGUUCCAAAUUCAGAAUUGUACGCGAGAGGAUAGACUUCGAACUAUCGAUACUCUUUUGAGACUCAUCUAUUUCGCUGAUAAGUACGCGCUUGAUGUGUUUCAAGAUGAGGUUCUCAGACUUCUGAUCGAGGCUACCAAAGAGGAAAGAUCACCAUUAGGCAUCUACCACGUUCGACAGUGCCACGAAAAUACUUCUCCAAAAUCGAAGACCAGACUUUUCUUGAUCGACUUGAUCGCUUUCAUCGUCCAGGAGAAUGAAUCAGAGCGACCAUGGGAGGAAAGAAAAACAUCGGUAGAUUGUGAUCUUGCACAAAGUAACGAAGAACUUCUUGUAGAUCUACUUGAUCUAUUGGAAGGAAGAGAGAUCCGAGCCUCAGACGGACAUGUUACAGAUCCGCGUGAGGCGCUGGACUGUGUUUACCACCAAUAUGGCUCCGGUGAGGAAUGUCCUCGAGAUGUGUGUGAUUCUGUCAUCGAAAACAAAGAUUUCAUGACUGAUUAUUACUGGUGA
Messenger RNA from Sclerotinia borealis F-4128, 1062 nucleotides. The record is from the annotation of a GenBank genome assembly. Lineage: Eukaryota; Fungi; Ascomycota; Leotiomycetes; Helotiales; Sclerotiniaceae.